Adineta steineri is the source of this 4548-nucleotide messenger RNA. Lineage: Eukaryota; Metazoa; Rotifera; Eurotatoria; Adinetida; Adinetidae. The record is from the annotation of a GenBank genome assembly.
AUGAAAAGGCCUGAUCAUAGAAGAACACAACGACCAGAUGAUGGUGAAGAAGAGCAAUCGGCACAUUUAUCAAAUACAAAUGUUGCAGCACAGGUCAAGUUUAAUGAAUUAAAACAACAAGGUAUUAGUUCUGAUCAAUUGCUCACUUGGUCAGGCUUAGUCGAUAUUGCAGAGCAAUACGAAAUGGCUGAUAAAAAUUCAAAAGAUGUUUUCUACAACUGUUCAACACCAUGGUUUGGUGAAAUGUGUCAGUAUAAAUUUGACGAUGAUUCGCCUUCUGAAUUUAAUCAAAUUGUUCAGAAUACCUUUGAUAAUCGUUCAGGAAUUUUGGGCAACAUUACCAGUGGUACAUGUUAUCGUUUUCUAAAGGAUUGUGAUCGUGGGCCAUGGCCUCUUUGUCUCGACUGGCGUGAAAUCUGCGACGGAAAAUCUGAUUGUUUCAAUGGAGAAGACGAGCAAAUGUGUGAAGAACUCGAAGUAAACCAAUGUGCUGAAGAUGAAUAUCGCUGUCACAACGGUCAAUGCAUUCCCUCAGUAUUUUCACAUGAUGGUAUGCUCAAUUUGGAUUGUUUAGAUGGAAGUGAUGAGCGAGAAUAUUAUGCAACGGGUAACAACAAACCUGCUUAUACAUUCAGCAGUAACUGUAUAAAUAUCCCGACUUUUCGAUGCGAAGAACGCAGCAAUCGGUAUUUAAACCGUUUCUCUUGCGGUGAUGGCCAAUAUAAUAACAACGCUGAUAUGCCAGCAACCACUACUUAUUGUAAGAACAAUCGUGACAAAGAAAUCAACCGAAAACUGCUCUUUGUAUUUGAUUACAUUGAAAACAUUCGUUGUCGUCAAACAUUUUACUGUGCACUUCAUGCUAAUCGAAGUUUCGGUAGCGAUCGCAUUGGUGACGUUCUAACUCCGCUUCCAAUGUUUGAAGGCCAAUGGGAUAAAGAUUGUGAACCUUUGAUCGAAAAUUGUUUCACCGAAUGGUUGGUACUCCCUGAAAAACCCAUCAUGUUUGGCUUUUUUCAAUUUGUCUAUUUUACAAAUCGAUCGGUUGAAGAAUUUAAAAAUAAUAUUCGACCUGAUUUUGUCUGUUUUGACGCAAAAAAGUGUCCAUUUUUAUUAGAUGAUGAGGUUCCUAUUGAAAUAAUCGAUGGAUUAACAUGUUGUCGCGUUUCGAAUUCGACCCUGGCUGAUGUGAUAGAGGAUUUUAAUACUAUGUCAUCGAAGUUCUCAACUAUCUUUGAAAAAUGUUUAACAAUCGGAACUGAAUUAUCAUGUACAAAUCCAUCCAACUUUUAUUGUAAUCAAUCGUUAAAAUGCAUUUCAGCACAUCGUGUUAAUGAUGGGUUCAAAGAUUGUUACGAUGAUACAGAUGGAGAUGAAUCAUUUCCUACAUGUUCAUUGAAUGAUUCAAAUCGAUUCAAUUGUGAAGAUCUACCAGAAAAAUGUUUGUCAUUCGUGGCAGUUGGUAAUGGAAUUCGAGAAUGUAUUAGAAAUGGACGGGACGAAAAGAUUUAUAAGAAACAAGACUUCAAUCCGACAAUGUCAUACUUGAAAUUAUGUAGUGGUUGGGGAGCACAUGGGCCAGAUGUUGAAUUUACUGACAGUGGAAGCGUAGAUCCGUCAGAUUGUGAAUGGUGGCCAUGUGAUAAUGCUUACGUUCAUUGUGACAAUGUAUGGGAUUGUCUAAAUGGUGCUGACGAACUAAAUUGUCCUAAUGCAACAUGUUCGUUCAAUGAACAUGAAUGUAUUAGUGGUGAAUCGGGAUUGACUUACUGUUUACCAAUAUCUCAAAUGUUCGAUGAACGCAUCGAUAAUUGUUCGGAAUUCCGAUUACGAAAUCUCUAUUUUAGUAAUGGCAGUCGUGUUAACGAUCAGAAGUAUUAUCCAUGGAACAUGUCAAAAUGUCUUACUCAAGACAAUAUUUGUGACUGGGCACCAAUGGCAUUAAUACCACAAGAAGAUGUAUGUCUCCAAGAUCAUCGGUUAAUAGUUUUGCCUUGGUCAUCUAUUUUUAACCGAACUGAUACUGAAACAGAGUUAUGCAAAAUAGACCGGAAGGACUUUCGAAAGGACUCACACUACUUUUUAACUUCAUUUCGAUUUGGUGAUUUUCCACCAAAAUCUUCUUCAUUGUCAAUUGUACACACUUCGACGGUUCGAAAAGACACAAGAAAAACAUUUCACACAGAUACUCGUAAAAAUUGGUAUUGCCAUCGUGGUAUUCUCGUGCUACAUAGCGUUAAUCAAACAAAGAAAUGUCUUUGUCCACCGAGCUAUUUUGGAUCUCGAUGUCAAUGGCAAAGUCAACGAAUCAGUUUUACGUUUCAACUUGUUUCACUUCAAGCAGCUUUUACCAACUCCGUUUUUCAAGUAGUAAUCAUGUUGAUCGAUAAAGAAGGAGAAAUUGCUCGGUAUCAUGAACAAAUAAUGUAUAUACCUGCUCAUGAUUGUGCAACAAAGUUUAAUCGGUAUUUACUUUAUCCACAUCGACCAAAACAUUACUUAAAUAAUUAUUCAAUUCGUAUUGAUCUUUUCGAUAAAACCACAUUAAAUUUCUUGGCCAGUUGGCAUUUGCCAAUUCCCUUUCAAUUUCUUCCUGUCAAUCGACUUUCUGCCCAGCUAUUUAUUCCGAAAUACGGAGAAAGAGAAUCAUGUGAUUUAUCGUGUGGACUGCAUGGUAGAUGCGUCCGAUACUCCAAUAGUAAUUCGUCGUCUUAUUGUCGUUGUGAUACAGGAUAUUCUGGUACAUCAUGUAAUGUAACAUAUAUAUGCCAUUGUUCCGUGAAUUCUAUUUGUCUUUCGCCAUCAAUUUGUGUUUGCCCAUUGCAUACGUUUGGUUCAUAUUGUUAUCUAAAACGAUCGAUCUGUAAUUCAAAUCCUUGUCAACAUGAUGGAACUUGUAUUCCUUCUGAUGAUCGAGUUGAUCUACAAUCUAUAAUGUGUAUUUGUAAAGAAGGUUAUUAUGGUUCAAGAUGUGAAUAUUCUAGUAGUCGUAUCAUUCUACGUUUAGAUAAGACAAUCGUAUCUACUUCAUCAUUUGUUCUUAUUCAUUUUAUAAGAACAUUCGAAGACACAGAACAUGAGCGAAUGACAAGAUUUAAAAAAAUUCCAAUUGAUAAUGAUCUAAUUAUAAUUUAUGCCUCUCAACCAUUUAAUAUUCUAUUUGUUCAAUUACCGAAUCAAAGUUAUUAUUUGGCUAUUCUUCGCGAAGCAUUUUCUCCAACUGAAAAUAUUGAUACUUCAAUAUUAUCAAAACAACACUGUUCGAGUAUUACAGAUCUUUUAAAUUUAACUAUUGCUAAUCUUGAACAGAUCAAACGUGCAAAAUUUUAUCCAAUGUUAUGUCGAGAAAAACCUCAAUUGCGCUGUCUCUACGAUGAAAAUUUAAUGUGUAUUUGUGAUCUCGAUCGUUUUGCCAAUUGUUUUUCAUUCAAUCAUUCUAUGAACAACGAUUGUCAAGGAUAUAACGAUUGUAAAAAUGAUGGUCAAUGUUUUCGGAAUAGUGAAGUAUGUCCAACGAGUUCAAUAUGUGCAUGUAAAGAAUGUUUUUAUGGUAGUAAAUGUCAAUUUUCUACCAAAAGUUAUAUUGUUUCACUGGAUCCAAUCAUUGGAUAUUAUAUUAAACCAAAUGUUGCAUGGUAUCGACAAUCGUCGAUUGUAAUUGUGAGUAUGAUGAUCACUCUACUUAUUUUCGGUAUUGGAUUGAUCAGUGGAUCAUUCUCAAUCAUUACUUUUCAAUCGCAGAAAUUGAAGGAAGUUGGUUGUGGUUAUUAUCUUCUAACAUCAUCAAUCAGUUCGACAUUCAUGGUUUUUCUAUUAACAAUUAAAUUUUUUCAUCUUCUACUCUCUCAAAUGGAAAUUAUUCAAAAUCGAUCAUUACUAUUAUUUAAUUGUAUAACAAAUGAUGUAGCUCUAAAAGUUCUUUUAGCAUUGAAUGAAUGGUUAUUCGCCUGUGUAGCCAUUGAAAGAUGUAUCAAUGUUAUUCAAGGUGUCAAUUUUAAUAAAGGAAAAAGUAAACGAGUAGCAAAAUGGGUUAUUCCUUCUUUAUUUCUGAUAAUCAUUCUUUCAUAUAUUCAUGAUCCAAUUUAUCGUGAAUUGAUUGAUGAUCAAGAUGAAGAUGAACAUCGGGUCUGGUGUUUCGUUCAAUAUUCAUCAUCAAUGAAUAUUUACAAUUCAUCAAUGACUCUUAUUCAUUUUUUUGGUCCUCUUCUCACCAAUCUGAUCUCAGUUUUUCUAACUGUUAAAUAUAUGGUUCGUAAUCGUUCUACUUUAGAAUCUACAACAUCAUUCAGACAACAAUUAUCUCAAAAUAAACGUCUUUUAUUUCCACCUGGAAUGAUAGUUUUGUUGGGUACACCUCGUCUGAUCAUUACAUUUAUGAAUAGAUGUAUGAAAACAAUGCGCGAUCCUUGGCUGUAUCUGUUCGGCUAUUUUAUCUCGUUCAUACCAUCGAUAUUGAUCUUUUUUACCUUUAUUUUACCAUCGGAGAACUAUAAAAAACAAUUUCAAACAGCAAUUCAACAACAAUUAAGACGAUUUCGUUCAUCGUGA